AUGUGGAGACUCUGGAGAUCACGUAAUGACUUCUUAUUCCGAAAAAUCAACCGCUCACCACUAUCAGAAGCAAGAAAAGGAAUACAAGAAGCAGAUGAAUGGUAUGAAGCCACAAGAACAUCCGCAAUCACUCCAACAAAUAAUCAGUCCUCCAACUUGCCGACUAGAAGAAUAUUGCAACAAUGGCAUGCUCCUCCAGAAGGUUGGCUGAAAUGUAACUUUGAUAGUAGGUACAUCCAAGACAGAGAAUACACCAGCUCAGGAUGGAUCAUACGUGACAGCAAUGGUCAAGUGACUCUUUCGGGAUGCGCAAAACUACAACAAUUACAUUCUGCACUUCAAGCAGAGGCUCUCGGAUUUCUUCAUGUCCUUCAAGUGACGUGGUAUCGAGGCUUACAUUAUGUUUGGUUUGAAGGUGACAACUUGGAACUUACUAAUUUAGGGAAAGAUCACCACAAGAUAGGGCCUCUACUCUAUGACAUACGACACUGGAUGUCCAAAUUACCACACUCUUCUUUAGGACAUGUUUGUCGUGAAGAGAAUACUGCAGCAGAUAAACUAUCUCAUCAUGCUUCUUUGAUGAAUCAUAUGUACCAAGUCUUUGAUGUAAUACCAAAUUGGUUAACUAACAGUUUGUAA
Molecule: messenger RNA, 639 nt
Organism: Camelina sativa (false flax)
Lineage: Eukaryota; Viridiplantae; Streptophyta; Magnoliopsida; Brassicales; Brassicaceae
Source: RefSeq, a predicted model, not a curated record